UAUUCUAGUAUAUCAUGGCGCAUGUCAAAUCGUGUGUCUGCUAUCGGUUCCUCGGUCACCCGUCGUACGAAAGGGUGUUUUAACAAUUUUGAAAUGAAAAAUAGAAAUUCGUUGCAACGAUAAAUAUCUCUUCAAUAUAAAUUCAAAAGAUUUCUAUUCGUCUGAAAUUAUAUGAAAAGUAUGGCUGAAUCAGCUGGACCGAUCCUUCAUGUCAUAGUCGUUGGAUUUCAUCAUAAAAAAGGAUGUCAAGUCGAAUACUCUUUUCCACCGUUGGUACCAGGUGCACCAAAUGAGUGUCCACUCGGUUGGAAGUACUUACCAACUCUAGCAUUACCUGAUGGAUCUCAUAAUUAUGAUGAAGAUACUGUUUAUUUUCAUUUGCCUAGUCUCAAUGAUCCUAAACGUACCAUUUAUGGUAUUUCUUGUUUUAGACAAAUUCCUGUAGAGAAAUUAAAGAAUCGAACUUCAGAUAUAACUAGAGGAACAGUACAAAAGUCAGUUUGCGUGUUAAGUACUUUGCCACUUUAUGGUCAUAUUCAAGUGAAAAUGGCAUUGAUAACACAUGCAUAUUUCGAGGAAGGAGAUUUUAGUAAAGUGUCGUUAUUAGAAGACACUUAUCGUCAUCUUAAUUCAUGUAUGAGUGGCGAAAGUCAAAUACCGCCUCAAGUAUUUGUUGGUUUAUCCGCCAGAGAUUUUAUAUUACAAUUUCGCCAUAAAGUACUACUUUUAUUUAAAUUACUUUUACUGGAAAAAAGAGUAGUCUUUUAUCAAUCACCUGUACAGCCAUUAUGUGCCACAAUAUUAACUUUACUUUCAUUAUAUCCCGGUAUGAUCGAACAUGGUCUUCAACAAGCAGCUUGUGUCAGACCAUCCAGACCUAUGUCUCCCAUACCAACUUUUGAUGAUGAAGAAAUUGCAUUAAAUAGUAUCGAUUCUAAUUUAACUACCACAAAUAUUCUAAAGGAAAACAUAUCAGAUCUUACUCAUAUUAAUGAUAACUCUAAUAGAAAUUCCUUAUGUAUAAAUGAUAAUAAAACUAUUGAAACUAUGGAAGGAAAAUGUCUGGACGAGUUUGGUAAUAUGACCAUACAAAAAAAUAAUAACGAAAAUUUAAAUGAAAAAAUAAUCGAUGUAGUAGAAUCAGCACAAGAGUGUACUGAAAGUUAUGAAGAAAAUAAUUCUAAGUAUUCGCCAAAAGGAAAUGACAAUGUACACAGAGUUCAUAGUGUUAAUACGAUUACUUUAGGCAUGGGUGAUGCCGAUAAUAGUUUGCCACGUGAUACGAGCAAUGAUGCAUUAUCUGAUGCAAGAUUGACCAACAAUAUAACUCAAAUAGCGCAUAUAAAUCCGGAACAAUGUGGAAUGCCAUUGAGUUUAUUUACAAAGGGAUACCUUUGUCUACCAUAUUUAUCUUUACCAUAUUUAGAUCUCUUAGGAGAUAUUAAUGUUAGAGGAUACGUAGUUGGAGCGACGAACGUUUUAUUUAAACAAAAAAAACAAUUGAUCGAUGUUUUAAUUGAGGUUGAAAACACAAGAAUAGAAGCUACUGAUCCAGAAUUGAGAAGACAAUUACAUCUCACUACUGAGGAUCUAAGAUUUGCAGAUUACAUAGUUAGACAUGUAUCAGAACCUCGAAAAGAUAUUUUCUUGGAUGGAGUUGGAUGGGAAGGUGGAGAUGAAUGGAUUAGAACCCAAUUUCGAGUGUAUCUUUUAAGUAUGCUGCGUACAUCGAUGCAGCAAGAUACGCGACAGUCAGAUCACUUUAAUUCUACGUUCAUGGCUGCUUGGCGUAUGACAAAUAAUUACAAAAUAUGGAGUAGCUUGAAUAAACCGGAAAUCAAUAAUAUUGAACCUGGUCAUCCUUUCGCUGGUCAAUUAUCCGUUCAAGAUAUGAAAUUACGUUUCUCGCAUACUAUGCAAAAUACUGAAAGUGGUAGGAAACUCAAUCAAGCAAUGCUUUCAACGGGAAGAGCGGUCGCGACUACUGGAAAAGCAGUAGGUGGUGCGAUUUCGCAAGCUAAAGGAGCUUUUUCUAACUGGUGGAGUACGUUAACGACAGCACAAACAAUAGAUGAAAUGAAGACUGAUAAUCAAGCUUCGAAUAUUCAUCAAACAACUCUUUCAAAUACUAUCGAAAAAACGCCAACUGACAAUGAAGAUUUAACUAUUGAAGCUAAUAAUACGGACGUAGUAGUAGCAACCGUAGAUUGAUAGAAGAAACCUUAACAUUACUUUAUGGUUAAAAAUAAUAAUUUUUUAAAUCUGAUUUAUAAGACCAGAAGCAUUCUAAGAAUGACGACAGACUAUUUCUUCGAGGAAUCUGGAAAAUUCAGUAAGUACUGUGAUAGAUAUCAAACUUUGAUUAUAUUAUCACAGAAACAAUUUUUUUUGUUUUCUCGGUUAUACAUAAAAAGUUAAUUCAACGAAUAUACGUACAUAUACAUGCAUAUAUACAUACGUGCUCAAAAAUCAUUAUUCGUGUACAGAACGCAUACUCGAAUCAUUACAUUUUUAGUAACAAUGGACGUAAUGUUUAUAAAAAAAAAAA
This is a messenger RNA of Polistes dominula (European paper wasp), 2548 nucleotides long. RefSeq names its product late secretory pathway protein AVL9 homolog. The record is from RefSeq and is a predicted model, not a curated record. Gene Ontology annotation, cellular component: cytoplasm. Lineage: Eukaryota; Metazoa; Arthropoda; Insecta; Hymenoptera; Vespidae.